AUUCUAGUAGAAAAUCGCAAAACAAACGACAUAACCGGGUCCAAAUAUAACAGUUGAAAUGGCUUCUACGGUCGUGGAUGUAACCACCACAGUUGCCUCAACUGUGAGCACCACGACCACAGUGGAACCUCUGCAGAUCAUAACCAACAAUAAUAGUGUUAUAUUUAAUUACCCAUGGACAACUGAAGCAACAAUAUACGAUUGGGACUACUACUACUAUCCAGUCUGGGUAUACUGGGCAGUGUUUGUAUUCGUUUUUAUUAUAGUUUUCCCACUAAUUGUCACCUUGUCUGCGCGGCGUCGACGUCAAAUGACUGAGCGAGCAAUAAUUUUGCAAAGACAACAAGCACGGCGACAAAUGGAGAUAACGAUAAGCAAUAAUAACAAUGUUAACGGUCCCCCUGGCGUUGGAAACGGGGUUGUCAUGAGCAACGAACACACUGUCAGCAAAAAUUUGGACUUGCCCCCAACAUACGAUGAGGUUGCCCUGAACAGCGACAGCAAACAAUUUAAUCCAGCCCUUUGCAAUGACGGAUCCACGCUCACUAUUGCAACUAACUUGGAGUGCAGUAAUCCCAAUUUGACUGAAGGAUAUGGAGAACCACCAGCUUACGUGCCACCUAGCACAAUGAGCACAACAGUUGUUGUGAAUAAUAGUAAUAUGCCAAUAGUUUAGAGCUGGCCAUCUGUUUUGUAAACCA
Scaptodrosophila lebanonensis is the source of this 701-nucleotide messenger RNA. RefSeq lists its product as uncharacterized. Bases 59 to 676 code for a protein of 205 amino acids. The record is from RefSeq and is a predicted model, not a curated record. Lineage: Eukaryota; Metazoa; Arthropoda; Insecta; Diptera; Drosophilidae. The transcript is spliced from 3 exons.